GAGAUAUUUUUUUUCCGAAAAUUAACAGUGCUUGAUAAAAUAUUAAAGGCUGUAUCUUUCCAUCUCUGAUAGAACCAAAAUACACACUAUGGCUUGCUUAUCCUGCCAUUGCACAACCAAAACACUGGUUUUUGCCUGUCUUCACAAUCCCACCAAUUGUAACGACUCUCCACCUCCAAAACCCAACACCACCAAUCCUAAUAAGCCUCCAAUUCCCAUAACUAAAAGGAAAACCAGACCCAGAAUCAGACAGCGCCAAAGCAAACUCCAGCAGCAGCUCAAUCUUAUCCGGAUUGAACGUGCCGUUGGCGCCGGCAGUUAUCGCGACUCUGACCCUACGGGAUCGGAGGAGAGGGACAGAGACUCUAUUUUUAAGGGUCUGUUGCCAAAUUCUGCUGGUGCAUUGGAAAGUCCAGUGGAGAAGAAGCUGCGUGAAACUGGAGAGUGGAUUGUUGAUAAGUCUGAGGGAGAAUUUCGUUCUUCUGCUCUACCUCUCGUGCUGGUCUAAUGUUGGUUCUUGCUAUCAUUUUUUCAGGUAAAAAAAUUUUGAUGUUUUUCUUUCAGUGGGUUCUGCCAAUUUACAUUUUCAUGUUCCUAGUGACUUCUGGAGUCAUAAGGCUACCCUUCAGCACGCCUCUACUUGAUGAUUUGCUCAUGUAAAAACAUCUGCUAACAUCUAAACUCAAAUUGUAAUUUCCACGGUCGAAGCUAGCAAACUGUAAUAGGCCAUCCAACAGCAUCUCCAUCCCUUAACGUGAUUCGGCUGAGAAAAACAGCAGAGUGGUAUCUCAGGUAAGCAGGUGUGUCAAUUGCCAAAUUCUGUUAUCAAAAAGAUGUUUAAGUUUGGAUAGUUGACCUAAUCAUGUAAAAUGCUUCAGGUCAAUUCUAUAUGUACCUUUACAUUUAUAUAUUGCUGGAAACCACAUUUCAAAAUUUUGUUGUAUCA
Jatropha curcas is the source of this 946-nucleotide messenger RNA. It is a transcript of the gene CRR3, whose product is annotated as chlororespiratory reduction 3. Lineage: Eukaryota; Viridiplantae; Streptophyta; Magnoliopsida; Malpighiales; Euphorbiaceae. The record is from RefSeq and is a predicted model, not a curated record. Gene Ontology annotation, biological process: photosynthetic electron transport in photosystem I. Gene Ontology annotation, cellular component: chloroplast thylakoid membrane; NAD(P)H dehydrogenase complex (plastoquinone).